Hypanus sabinus (Atlantic stingray) is the source of this 4599-nucleotide messenger RNA. RefSeq names its product excision repair cross-complementation group 6-like (gene ercc6l). The transcript has 6 exons. The record is from RefSeq and is a predicted model, not a curated record. Gene Ontology annotation, molecular function: DNA translocase activity; ATP binding; ATP-dependent chromatin remodeler activity. Lineage: Eukaryota; Metazoa; Chordata; Chondrichthyes; Myliobatiformes; Dasyatidae. The coding region runs from base 156 to 4076 and encodes 1306 amino acids.
AGAGCGGUGUACCCGCCUUUGACUGCUCUGUGGCGCCGACGGAUCGCACCCUGAGCUCCGAGCAGCUAGAGCGGUACCGCAAAUGCGUGGCCCGUGCAAAAGAGCAGGCGCGGUCGGGCAAUCUGCAGGCGGCUCUUGACCUGUUGUCGGAGGCCAUGACGCUGCGGCCGAGUGAGCGGCUGGAGCGGCGGAUACAGAAGGUGCAAGAGGCGCUGGAGGCUCAGGACGAUGAGGGUGAAGACGAGGACGAGUGGGUGCCCGUUGAAGGUUGCGAGUUACGCCUCUACCGCCAGCUUUACGAGCGGCUGCACCCGCAUCAGCGGCGCGGCGUAGCCUUCCUGCAUCGCCUGUAUGCCGAACAGCGCGGCGGCGGCAUCCUGGCGGACGAUAUGGGCCUGGGCAAGACGAUACAGUUGCUUGCCUUCCUCUCGGGCAUGUUCGAUGCCCGCCUGUUGCACAGCGUACUUGUGCUGAUGCCCGCCUCCCUGAUAACUAACUGGAUGGACGAGUUCGCCAGCUGGACACCGGGGCUCCGAGUCAAGGCCUUCCAUGGCUCCAAGGCAGAACGGACCCGGAACCUGGAGAAGGUGCAGCGAAAAGGAGGGGUGGUCAUCACCACCUACCAGCUGGUGAUCUAUAACUUGGAGCAGCUCUGUCACCUGGACGGCCAGCCAUUCACCUGGGACUACAUGGUCUUGGACGAGGCACACAAGAUCAAAUCCCAACUCAGCAAGACCACCAAGCACGUCAAUGCCAUCCUGGCCAAGAACAGGGUCCUACUGACUGGCACCCCCCUGCAGAACAACCUGCAGGAGAUGUGGACCCUCUUUGACUUCGCCUGCCAGGGCUCGCUGCUGGGGCCCCUGAAGACCUUUAAGACAAUGUAUGAGAACCCUAUCACCCGGGCGAGAGAAAAGGACGCCAGCCCGGCAGAGAAGGAGCUGGGACUUCGCAUCUCCGAGACACUCAUGAGUCUGAUCGAGCCCUACUUCCUGCGGCGGACAAAGGAAGGCAUUCGGGACUUGGAGGAGCGGUCCCUGGAGGCAGAAACAGGGGGACGGAGGCCAGCGGCCAAGGGCAACAUGCUGUCCCUGAGCCGAAAGAACGACCUGAUUGUGUGGGUCCACCUCAGCCCCAUCCAGGAGGAGAUCUACCGCAAGUUUGUGUCAUCCGAACUGGUCCAGGAGCUGCUGCAGACCAAGCUUUCUCCGUUGGUUCAGCUCAACAACCUGAAGAAGCUGUGCGACCACCCGAGGCUGCUGUCCAGGAGGGUCUGGGGGGAGCUGGGGCUGGACGGGGGUGAUGGUGACAGUUAUGACAUCUGUCGGGUCUCCAACGAGCUGCUGGUCCAAGAGUCGGGCAAGUUGGUCUUCCUGCUGGGUUUACUGGAGAGGCUGCGGGAGGAGGGCCACCGGACCCUGGUCUUCUCCCAGUCACGCAAGAUGCUGGACAUUGUCCAGAGGGUGCUGACCGCCAGGGGCUUCCAGCUGGCCCGCAUAGAUGGCACCAUGGGCUUGCCUGAGCGGCAGAAGGUGGUGGAGAGCUUCCAGCGCUACUCCCACUGCUCUGUCUUCCUACUCACCACCCAGGUGGGUGGAGUGGGCCUCACCCUCACCGCUGCCAACCGGGUGGUGAUCAUUGACCCCAGCUGGAACCCUGCCACUGACGCCCAGGCCGUGGACAGGGCAUACAGAAUUGGGCAGACUGAAGAUGUGCUCAUCUACCGCCUGGUCACCUGUGGCAGCGUGGAGGAAAAGAUCUAUAGGAGGCAGAUCUUCAAGGAUUCGCUGAUUCGCCAGUCGAUGGGGGAGAGUAAGAACCCUUUUCGGUACUUCAGUAGACAGGAGCUGAGGGAACUGUUUGUGCUGGAGGACCCCAGGUACUCAAACACCCAGAGGCAGCUGCAGACUCUGCACGCCGGCCAGCGGGGGACGGACGCUGUGCUGGAGCAGCACAUUACAUUCUUGCACAGCUUGCCUGUCUUUGGCGUGACCUGCCACGACCUGGUGCACUCGCAGGAUGUGGCACCGGACGAGGAGAACCUGGUCAACGACCCAGCCUCGCAGCGGUACAUCCAGGAGCGCGUGCAGCUCGCACAGGACCUGGUGGCAGCGGGAUCGCAGCUGCCGAGGGAGGUGUGCGUGCCUCCCAGCCCUCCAGCUUCUAGGGGUAAAGGUGGAGGAAUAGGAAGACUGGUCCUAGAACCUGAUUCCAGAGAGACACCUUUCAUAGACUUGACACAGCUGCCAAGCGACACAGAGACAAAGGAUACCGAAGAAAGGCUGAUCCCAGAACCUGAUUCCGGAGCAACCCCACCUCCCAAAGAUUUGACACAACUGCCGAGUGACAGAGAGUCGGAGGGUGAGGUGUCUAACCUGGGAUGUGGAGAAGGGCGAAAGGACCCGGAGUUGGAUUUCAGAGAGAUGCCACCCCCCAUAGACCUGGUGCAUCUGCCGACUGAUGGGGAGACUGAGGACCCGGUGUCUGACCUGAGCUGCAGACUGGCCAGACUGCCAGUGGACUCCGGAGAGGAUAACAGCAUCGUGUUCGUGCCCAAUGUCCCAUCACCUUGUGGCACUGGCACUGAGGAACAGGGCGGUUCUGUUUCUGUAUUUUGGGACCCCAGCCUCGGUGAGAGGGGCAAGGUGAUCCCGGACCCCACUGACAGCCAAUGCGAGGCCUUCCCGGAGCUGAACAUCUCGCGAUCGCUGCUUCACUCUGACUUCCAGCUGGUACUGGAGGACACGGUGGAGAAAAGCAGCGGAGCGGCCUGCCAGCCGGAGGCCUGUUCUGUGUUGGAAGCCAGCUGGGCUGCCGAACCAGUGGGAGCACAAAGCCCCUCACUGAACGGCAGGUUGGACAAUCCGAACGAGGAGUCCCCACCCAUUGUCUUCCGCAAGGGGAAGGGCAGGGUCAGAGUGAUUGACAGUGAUGAAGAAGAGCCAGCUGAUGAUUCGCCAGGACUCUGUGUGGUCGGCCAGCCGCUAGAAACAUUUGACCUCCCUGCUUCUUCCACGCCCAAGGGUUUAAACCUGCCCCCACUCACUCUGCAUGAUACCAGUGUCUGCUCUCUCUCCCGGCGGUCACUAGUCCGCUCUGUCCUUGAUGAAAUGGAAGACUCUUCUGAGGAGGAGGAGUGUGAGGACAGUGCUGAGCAGUCAGGAGGUGAACGGGGCCGGGAGCUGGUGGGCAGUGGCAGUGAUCUGGGAGAACAGGAGCCCCAGGCAUCAACUACAGGCAGUGAGGAGGAGGAGAGCGAGACCUUCAACCCUGAGCUCGGUUCCAAUGAGCAGAUGGAACCUUUUGCCCAGGCGGUUGUGGGGCAGCCUUCCCCUGACCUGGGCAGGGAGCGGUCCUGCGGACACGGGAGCCUAACAGAUCUGGAGAGGGUGAUUCAGGAGCUGACGGGGUUGACUGCCAGGAGUCCAGGGGAUGACGGGGGUUCCCUGCCUCUCACACUUGACGAAUGUGACAGCCUGCUGCGUCAGUUUGCUGAGCCCUCUACUGGGGAAGGCACGGGUUCCGUGCGCCCCUCUCUGGAAAGCCUGAUGCUGGAACUGACUCGUCUGUGCACUGAAACUUCCAGGGAAGGAAUGUCAUUGGCAGAACUCCCACUGGGGGAGUGCAGGAGCCUGGAGAAAGGGCCCAUCGACCCAGGUCCUGUUGGUAAAGAAGUGAGGGACAGACCAGAGCCCACAGUGGAAAAAUGGGAGAGUUUGCCAGAGCACACUGAGCUGGGUACAGGGGCUGUCUGCGAGGAUGAUAGACCAGAGCCCCCUGACCCUGGUACAGGGGUUCCCAGUGAGGACAGCAGACUAGAGUCUGCAGAGGGACAAUGGGAGAGCUUGGGGCAAAAUCCCUCUGACCCGGGUACAGGGUCUCCCAGUGUUGGCCACAUAUCAGAUCCCACGCUGGAGGAAUACGAGCAUCUAGUGAGUUGUGGCAAAGAGCAGAUUGAGCGUGGGGAGUUUAAGGCAGCUCUGGACUAUUUCCUGCAGGCUCUAGAUCUGAAGAGCGGUGACCCUGAAGUGCAGUUAACAACCAUCAAGCUCUACCGGCAACUGGACAGGAGCUGAUUGGGGGGUGGGGGUUGUGGUGUGGGGUGGUGUUGCUGUAUGGUUGGAUUCAUACCGUGUCUGAGGGAAGACCAGAGCUGGCACUGUAAACCUUUUCUGUCAUUUUGCUGUGAUGAAAGGCAUCACUAUUGGUCGGAGAACUACCCAGCAAGCUUAUUUAGGAUUUACCUACUCUGCCUCAUCCUCUUGGGAGUGUAUGUCUCUCCUACACUGCUGUCUGCCGGAGUGUGUACUGUCUUGUAAGUGUCUGGUAGGCUGCUGUUGCUGCCAAUGCACUGGGGAGUGACCUGUGGCCAACUGACCAUCUGCUCCCAUUGCUGACCCCAGUGGUCACCACAUGGACAUCUAGCUUUGCCUCUCGUCUUGUACACCAGAUUCACUGGGUCAUUUCAAGCCUCUGCCCCCAACUAGCGGACAAUUUGAAUUUGGUGCCUUUGCUUGAUGCCUUAGUUGGGUAAUUGUGAAUUUUGUAAAUGUUUAUACUUGAGAAUGCUAUUUUGAAAAUGUUAAGUUUGGGAGUAAU